Molecule: messenger RNA, 857 nt
Organism: Manihot esculenta (cassava)
Lineage: Eukaryota; Viridiplantae; Streptophyta; Magnoliopsida; Malpighiales; Euphorbiaceae
Exons: 1
Coding region: 121-693 (190 amino acids)
Source: RefSeq, a predicted model, not a curated record
UUUCAAAAAAAUAAAUAAAUAAAUAAAUUCGUAGUGCUUCAACGAAUAUAUUAUGGGUUGCUUCUCUCAUAUUAUAAACAACCAUUUUAACCUUCGCCCCCUAUCGCCACCAAAUCUCUAAUGUCUUGCCUAAACCUCAGCCUUGGGCUUCCACCUGCCAAGAAAGCAUGGCGGAGCAUCACCUCCAAGCUGCUUCGUAAACCCGACAAGUCCAGGGCUCUCAAGAAGCCUAAAUAUCAAUACAAGAAAUCUUUCUUUGAGCAGCGUGGUCAGAGCAGUUCAAGAAGGUUUUUUUUCCGUCCCUCCAAGUAUUCUCUUACUUUCAAACGACGUAGAAGCCGCUUGUUCCCCCACAAAAAAACUGCGCCUGUAUAUGUUGACAAGCUCUUUAAAGAGCCUGUUGCUGAUGAGUUGGUGGAGCAGUGUAUGCCUAGUGCUAAGACUAUGAAGUUGUUGGACAACCACCAGGCUGUGAUAGUGUCAACAGAGGCAGAAGCAAGCAGGGAGGAUGGAAAAGGAGGUGAAAGAGCCAUUGCAGCUGCAGAUGAUAUGUGGGAGUCGUUGGGAUUUGCAUCUCCUCAAAUGCGAGGAAUAGAUGAAAGAGCUGAGCAAUUCAUUGCUAGUUUCCGGUCAGAGAUGGAGGUUCAGGAGAUGAUAGCUGGAGGUUUAUUUAUAGAUGGUCCUGGCGAAUAGUAGCUGUAGCAGAUCUAGCUAGAGAUAAUUAGAGGGAGGAGAUUAAUUAUAAAGUCUUAAGAUGAAUUUGAAGUGUUUGAAGCACUGAUUGCUGAUGUUGUGAUGGUUUCUUCUGUAAAUACUUCCUUCCAAAUAAUAGAUUAGUUUGUGCUUGCUUUUGCGUA